AUGUCACACUUCUUCUACUUGACACCACAAAUUCUUCUGCCCUUCAGCCCUCUCACUUCUCAAGAGUUUGAUGAGAUCAGACGGAAGGCUGCAGCAUCUUGGCAGGAUGAAGCAAGGUGGUCGGAUUUAUCUGUGACAACAUACAUGGGCAGUUACAGGAAAAAGCAGCUGGACGAGUCCACGGGCGGCCGACUUAGAGCAGGACAGCCCUGGCCUGAGCGUCACAAGAUGGCAUUGCCAAACUGCUUUGCCGGCAGGGCUGAACUCCAGGAGACCACAGAUGCUAAAGGACUGUUACCACAUAUAACCAGUUCUUUUAAUAAUUCAUCUAUUGUCAAGCAUGGAGUGGCACACCAAAUUCUGUCUGGGGAUUUUCCUCCAGCACGUCCUCCUCCAGGUUAUGAAAGACCAUUCUGUCUCUUUAUGCUAGGUGUGAGAAUUAAAAAGCCAGCACCGAGGAACCUGAUGAAGUACAGUCUUCUAAGGAGAGAGUUCCUGAAACAUUUUCGUGAACCAAGUGAUUCUAUAAGCAAGACUAGUUCAUCUGGAGGCUCAGAAGCUGAUCAAGUCGUUUAUAUUCGGAAAGCACCAUUGUCAUUCAGCAAUCGUCGCUGGAGCCGCAGCCUCGCACAACCAGCCUCGCACAACCGGCUUCCUUCCCCGCGAGGCGCAGCGGAGAAGCAAGCUGACGGGAGGGGGCGGCAGGCGGCGCGGCGGGGGCGGGAUCUGGGGGCGGCGCGAAUCGCGGCCUUUCCCGUCCCGGGUCCGCCUCCUCCCUCCACGAUCCUCCUCCUCCUCCGUGCCCCGGUCCGCCGCCUUCUCCGGCUCCUCCUCCUCCAGUUCUACGACCCUCCUCCACUGCAUUCCCAACGCCCCCUCUGGCCCCACCCCGGCUCGACGUGCCAGUCCCUCACCCCGCCCCGCACUGCCCACGACCCCGCCGCCCCGGCCUGUGCCUGUGCCGAGCGCUCUGGAGGGAGGUCACCCCUGCGGAGACCCUAUGCGGGGGAAGCCAUCGCCGCUGUCCUGGGAGCCAAGGGCCCCCGCGCCUGCUGUCCCACCGAGGGGGAGGCCGAAUCUGGCGUGGUUAUGGAAGUAGCUGCCCCCUACCCCUCUUCCUCCGCACCCCCCUACCCUCCUGUCUGCCUGCUGCCGGAUAUACUCCCGUUUAGCAAACAGACCUUCUCCACAUGGUUUCUGUUAGAUAGAAAAGGUAAUUAA
Molecule: messenger RNA, 1221 nt
Organism: Budorcas taxicolor (takin)
Lineage: Eukaryota; Metazoa; Chordata; Mammalia; Artiodactyla; Bovidae
Gene: C17H4orf51
Product: chromosome 17 C4orf51 homolog
Exons: 8
Coding region: 1-1221 (406 amino acids)
Source: RefSeq, a predicted model, not a curated record